Molecule: messenger RNA, 627 nt
Organism: Symbiodinium sp. CCMP2592
Lineage: Eukaryota; Dinophyceae; Suessiales; Symbiodiniaceae
Source: the annotation of a GenBank genome assembly
AUGACAUACGAGCACCGCUUCGAAAUCGAGUGCCUCGAAUGCGGCAGCUGUGAUCUCCGCUAUGCCGAGGACGAUCACGUGGACGUCACCGUCUAUGAGUGCAUGGAUCAUGCUACGGGGAAGUUGUACCAGAAGGCGAUCCACACCCAUCGGAGCGACUUCAACAAGAAGCGCUGGCGGCACACGGCCCGGUGCCGCCCGGGUGGCUACAACUGCAUCGGCAUCCCUUUGGCCGCCGGCCUCUUCUUGGCCAUCACCGGCAGACCAUUGGCUCCCUUCGUGUCUGGAUUCGCCAUGGCACUCUCUUCCGUGUCUGUCGUCUCGUCGUCGCUGAUGUUGCGCCGCUAUCGCCCUCCCGCUUUCACACAGCGCCCCGGAUCUUCUAGCUUCUGCCAGCGCCUGGCGGAGAAGAUCGGGGCGCGACCUCGCACAGAAAUCAUGGACGAGCGUGAAGCCCAGCGCAGUGGCAUGCGGGCGCUGAUGUUGCAAGGUAUGAUGGAGAGCUGCGGAGCACUCACGGGAGCAAACUGCGCCUGCAAUCCUUGUGACUGCCGACGAUGCGGCCAGAAUUCUCUGUCGCAGGUGAGCACCGCAGCGCAUUCUCCGCACGGUAGCGAAGGCCACUGA